Messenger RNA from Jaculus jaculus (lesser Egyptian jerboa), 3484 nucleotides. It is a transcript of the gene Scai, whose product is annotated as suppressor of cancer cell invasion. Gene Ontology annotation, molecular function: transcription corepressor activity. Gene Ontology annotation, biological process: DNA-templated transcription. Gene Ontology annotation, cellular component: nucleus. The record is from RefSeq and is a predicted model, not a curated record. The transcript has 18 exons. Lineage: Eukaryota; Metazoa; Chordata; Mammalia; Rodentia; Dipodidae. The coding region runs from base 70 to 1890 and encodes 606 amino acids.
CCGCCGCCUCAGCUUACCGAGCGAGCCCUGCGGCCGCCGGAGCAGCUCCCGCGGCGGAGCCGGAGCCGGAUGGUCAGAGGAGCCCGGCAGCCCCAGCAGCCGCGGAGUCGCCUGGCCCCCAGACUGACUGGCACAGUGGAGAAACCUCCUCGAAAACGGAAAAGCAGGACUGAAUUUGCUCUGAAAGAAAUCAUGUCUUCUGGAGGUGCUGAAGAUGACAUCCCACAGGGAGAGCGGAAAACAGUCACAGACUUCUGUUACCUUCUGGAUAAAUCCAAGCAGCUGUUCAAUGGAUUAAGAGAUUUACCACAGUAUGGACAGAAGCAGUGGCAGUCUUACUUUGGAAGAACUUUUGAUGUUUACACCAAACUCUGGAAGUUCCAGCAGCAGCAUCGACAAGUCUUGGAUAAUCGAUAUGGCUUGAAGCGGUGGCAAAUAGGGGAAAUUGCUUCCAAGAUUGGGCAGCUGUACUACCACUACUAUUUACGCACAUCUGAGACCAGUUAUCUGAAUGAGGCUUUCUCCUUCUAUUCUGCCAUCAGACAGAGAUCAUAUUAUUCUCAGGUCAAUAAAGAGGACAGACCUGAAUUGGUAGUUAAGAAGCUACGAUACUAUGCAAGAUUUAUAGUGGUUUGUCUUCUUCUCAACAAGAUGGAUGUUGUGAAGGAUCUGGUAAAGGAAUUGUCUGAUGAAAUUGAAGAUUAUACUCAUCGCUUUAACACUGAAGAUCAAGUGGAGUGGAACUUGGUGCUUCAAGAAGUAGCAGCUUUCAUUGAGGCGGACCCUGUAAUGGUAUUAAAUGAUGAUAAUACCAUUGUUAUAACAUCCAAUCGUCUUGCCGAAACAGGAGCCCCCUUGCUGGAGCAGGGCAUGAUUGUUGGACAGUUGUCUUUGGCUGAUGCACUUAUUAUUGGUAAUUGUAAUAAUCAGGUUAAAUUCAGUGAGUUAACUGUUGACAUGUUCCGGAUGUUACAAGCCCUGGAAAGGGAGCCAAUGAAUUUAGCUUCCCAGAUGAAUAAACCAGGAAUGCAGGAAUCAGGUGACAAGCCUACAAGACGAGAAAACCCCCACAAGUAUCUGCUCUACAAACCAACCUUCAGCCAACUGUACACAUUCUUAGCAGCAUCUUUUAAGGAGCUGCCUGCCAAUAGUGUGCUUCUGAUUUACCUGUCAGCCACUGGCAUUUUUCCCACAGGUCGUUCUGAUAGUGAAGGGCCUUACGAUUUUGGAGGUGUACUUACUAAUAGUAACCGGGAUAUUAUAAAUGGAGAUGCAAUCCACAAACGAAAUCAGUCCCACAAGGAAAUGCACUGCCUUCAUCCCGGAGAUCUGUAUCCAUUCACAAGGAAGCCCCUGUUCAUCAUUGUGGACUCCUCCAAUAGUGUGGCCUACAAGAAUUUCACAAACUUGUUUGGACAGCCAUUGGUCUGCUUGCUUUCUCCUACAGCAUAUCCAAAAGCUUUACAAGAUCAAUCUCAACGAGGUAGCCUGUUCACUCUUUUUUUGAACAACCCUCUAAUGGCCUUCCUGUUUGUCUCUGGAUUAUCAAGCAUGCGUAGAGGUCUGUGGGAAAAGUGUCAAGAAUAUCUUCGAAAAAUCAACCGUGAUAUUGCCCAGCUACUGACCCAUUCGCGUUCAAUAGAUCAGGCAUUUCUCCAGUUUUUUGGAGAUGAAUUUCUUCGCUUGCUUCUCACAAGAUUUAUCUUCUGCUCAGCCACCAUGAGGAUGCACAAGAUCUUUCGGGAAACACGAAAUUAUCCAGAAUCCUAUCCACAACUGCCAAGGGAUGAAACUGUGGAGAACCCCCAUCUUCAGAAGCACAUUUUGGAAUUAGCAUCCAUUCUGGAUGUUCGAAAUGUCUUUUUUGAAAAUGCCAUAGAUGACUAUUAAAACAAAAGCCCUCUUGAAAGUUUUUCAUUUUCCACAGAUUUUAAAUGGUGCAGUUUUCUAAUGUAAUUGCAGAGACAUAGUGUGUUACUCAGUUUUUAUUUUUUAAUUUACAACCACCAUUUUAAAAGCGAACUGAAAAAAAAAAAGCUCAAACUUUUAGGGUAACUGUUUUAAAGUACAAUCUUUCAAAGUCUUUUAAAAUGUGAAUCUUGGAAUUUUUAUUUUUUGGUUUUGACAUUGGAUACUUGCCUCCAACAUGUAAUCUUACACCCAACAGUCACUAUUCUCACCCUGAGAAGAAUAAAUUUUUAUUUUUGCAUAAUGGGAAAAAUCUAAUACACAUACUUGGACCUUAAAAAUCUGAAUUUGGAAAAUACCUAAAUUGUUCAUAGUGGUGAAACUGGCCAGCGUGGACUACUGAAAAUCAAGACCAGGGUCCUUCUACAAUAUUUCUUUUUAUUCCAAGUUAAUAGGUAGGAAAAGUUUGUUUGUUUGUUUAUUUUUAAGUAUGAAGGCAGUUCUUAAAAUCAUUGAAUUCCUUUAAAUACUGUCACAAUUUUAGAAUCUGUUUAAAAUUAAACCUUUAAUUAGAACUUUCAGAUGAUUAGUGUUACAUAGAAUGUUUUAGUACUAUGUUAUCAUGGAAUUUGUUUGCCUAUUUUCUUGGAAGCCUUUGAAUGCUGGAAAUGCAAAGAAAAAUACUUACUAAUAUUUUCAUCCAAAAACCAGAUUGCUGGUUUCAUAGUGCUACAAUGUCUGCAGUAUAUGAGUUCUACUUUAAACACUUUGUUAAUGAGCUGAAAUUUUUUUUAAAAAAAGUCUUGAUUAAUGUCUUGGUAUAUUGCAAUUUCUAAUCUUUUUGCUUAAGUUUUUGAAACUUCAGUGUCAGAGAUGCCUAAAAAAAUGUUAAGGAAAACUAGGUGUUAAGAAAUUGAAAUGUGGGGCCAGGCAUGGUGGUACACAUCUUUAAUCCUAGCACUUGGGAGGAAGAGGUAGGAGGAUCGCCUUGAUUUCAAGGCCACUCUGAGACUACAUGGUGAAUUCCAGGUUAGCCUGAGCUAGAGUUAGACCCUGCCUCAUAAAAACAAAAAGAAAAAAGAAAGAAAGAAAUUAAAAUGUGGGUUGAUUUUGCUCUGACAGUUUGGAAGUAAGAUGUUAAAACCUCCAAGAUAUAUUUGAAGUAGGAUUCAGUAUAUGAUAUAUAGAUUUUUGUAUACUAUUACCUUUCCUCCCCUUUAUAAUUUGACAGGCACUAUCUUUGAAGAUUUCUUCUCCUCCUCUUUUUUGGUUGCAUGGCAUUUAAAUUCAAAAAUCUACGAAUCGGAAGGCCUUUGAAGCCUAAUUUUUUGCAUAGGUUCACAGUCUGUCUAUAGUCAUCCAGGGGAAAUGAGGUGAUUACUUUCAGCAUCUCUUUCCUAAGUCCCUAGGGAAACAUUAUGCCCAUGUCUGUACCAGUCUGUUGAUUUCAUAAAGUCUGUAAGUUAGUAUAUAUAUUUUUUCAUAUUCUAAAAGACUGCUGCCCUUUUUAAUUUUUUUUUUACUUUAUAAUUUGUAUUAACAUUUUCCAUGAUUAUAAAAAAAAUCCCAUGACAAU